Molecule: messenger RNA, 4609 nt
Organism: Rana temporaria (common frog)
Lineage: Eukaryota; Metazoa; Chordata; Amphibia; Anura; Ranidae
Gene: BRD1
Product: bromodomain containing 1
Exons: 13
Coding region: 318-3884 (1188 amino acids)
Biological process (GO): regulation of transcription by RNA polymerase II
Cellular component (GO): MOZ/MORF histone acetyltransferase complex
Molecular function (GO): protein binding
Source: RefSeq, a predicted model, not a curated record
CUCCCCAACGGAGAGGGGCGGCACGCGCUUGUGGUGGUGAAACCGCAUUGUUUGUUUCAAAGGAGGAAUCUGGGCCGAUCUGCGGCCGCCGUCCUGAACCCCCCGGAGCUUCGCCCAGGACAAGGCAACGGAUCGGAGAACAGGGAGACCGCGGGGGGGAUUCGGGGUCCCCCCUUCCUGGUCGGGGGAGGGAGCCUGGAGCGGAAGUCUAUUGUGGUCGUGUCUUGUGGGGGCAGUGUGCGGUCACAUCGGGGAGAAGCUGCACUAGUCCGCCAUUAGUCGCUGAGGACGGUGUCCGGCAUCGCAGCUCAUCCAAAAUGAGGCGAAAAGGACGUUGGCACAGGAAUUCUGGGCCCAGGACAUCUACUUCUCCCUGUAGUAUUAAGCAUUCUCCUACUCGAGAGACAUUGACUUAUGCCCAGGCACAGAGAAUGGUUGAAAUUGAAAUAGAAGGCCGUUUGCACAGAAUAAGUAUUUUUGAUCCUCUUGACAUUAUUUCUGAAGAUGAUCCCACUGCUCAAGAAAUUAGUGAAUGCAAUAGCAAUAAAGAAAACAGUGAGCAGCCACCCCAGGUUUGUUUACGGUCUAAAAGACAGAAAGCCAAUAAGGCAAAAAAGAAAAGUGAAGUUCUUCCAACCACCCACGGACAUGCUUCCACCAGCACUCUUCCAGAACCCAAAGUACGUGUCAUAGAAUGUAGUCCUCCUUCUGCUCCUAGUAGGCCUGCUACAUAUUACAAAUUUCAUGAAAAGUCUUCAGAGGAGCUGGAUAAAGAGGUGGAGUAUGAUAUGGAUGAAGAAGAUUAUGCUUGGCUGGAAAUAGUAAAUGAGAAACGAAAAAGCGAAGGACUUUCUGUAGUGUCUCAAGACAUAUUUGAAUUCCUUAUGGACAGGUUUGAGAAGGAAUCUUAUAGUGAAAACCAAAAGCAGGGGGAUCAGCAGUCAUUAAUUGAUGAGGAUGCCGUAUGUUGCAUAUGCAUGGAUGGAGAAUGUCAGAACAGUAAUGUUAUUUUGUUUUGUGACAUGUGUAAUUUAGCAGUACAUCAAGAGUGUUAUGGUGUGCCAUACAUACCAGAAGGACAGUGGCUCUGCAGGCAUUGCCUUCAGUCACGUAGCACAGCUAUUGACUGCGUGUUGUGCCCAAAUAAGGGUGGUGCCUUUAAAAAGACUGAUGAUGACCGCUGGGGACAUGUAGUUUGUGCUUUGUGGAUCCCUGAAGUUGGAUUUGCAAAUACUAUUUUUAUUGAACCAAUCGAUGGUGUACGUAACAUACCCCCAGCGAGAUGGAAAUUAUCUUGCUACCUCUGCAAGCAAAAAGCUGUUGGUGCCUGCAUUCAGUGCCAUAAGGCUAACUGUUAUACGGCUUUUCAUGUAACGUGCGCUCAAAAGGCUGGAUUGUACAUGAAAAUGGAGCCUGUGAAAGAAGUGACGGACAGUGGCACAACCUUUUCUGUAAAAAAGACAGCAUAUUGUGAUGCCCAUACUCCAUCAGGGUGUGUCAGAAGGCCUCUAAACAUAUAUGAGCUGCCAGAGUCUAAAAAUGGCAUUUGUAGAAAAGGGACUGAUAAAUCAGCUAUGUCUACCUCUAAGGUUAGAAAAAAAGCAAAGAAAACAAAAAAAUCAUUGACUGAAACGUGUUCAGUAAUACCAACAGUCAAUAUGCCUGAUAUUCCACCUCAAAGAAUAAACAAAAUCUCAAACCAGGUGUCAAUCCAGCGGAAGAAGCAAUUCAUUGAGAGAGUUCAUGGUUAUUGGCUUCUGAAGCGACUCUCAAGAAAUGGCAUUCCCUUACUCAGACGGCUUCAGUCUAGUUUGCAGUCCCAGAAAAACAUUCAACAGCGAGAAGAUGAUGAAGAAGUUCAGAACUUGAAAAGGAAAUUAAAAUACUGGCAACGGUUAAGACAUGACCUUGAGAGAGCUAGGUUAUUAAUUGAACUUAUCCGAAAACGGGAAAAGUUAAAACGUGAACAGGUUAAGGUUGAGCAGGUUGCUAUGGAGCUUCAACUGACACCACUGACAGUAAUCCUGCGGACGGUUCUGGAACAAUUGCAGGAAAAGGAUUCUGCCCAUAUAUUUUCUCAACCUGUGAAUCUUUCUGAGGUUCCUGAUUACAUGGACCACAUAAAACAUCCCAUGGAUUUCUCCACAAUGAAGAAACAGUUAGAAGAUCAGAGAUACCGUAAUUUAAAUGAAUUUGAAGAGGACUUCAACCUUAUCAUUGAAAACUGUUUGAAGUACAAUGCCAAGGACACAUUUUUUUACAGAGCUGCUGUUCGGUUGCGAGAUCAGGGAGGAGCAUUAUUAAGGCAAGCAAGGCGAGAUGCUAAUGCUAUUGGCUUUGAUGAAGAAACAGGGAUGCAUUUACCAGAGCAACCAAAAAAUGAAUCUCCCCUGCAAUUUUCCUGGGAGGAUGUUGAUAAGCUGCUGAAUACGGAUAACCGUGCACAUAUGCCCUUGGAAGAACAACUAAAAGAACUGUUGGAAAAACUGGAUUUGACUUUUGCAAUGAAAUCAAGCGGAUCGCGGAGUAAACGGUUAAAAUUGCUGAAAAGAGAAAUUAACAAUGUUCGACAACUGUUGUCACAACAGCAAGUGCAGCCACCACAAAUAGAAUCGGGUAUUGGAAGCUUUGAAGAGGAAAAUGGAUCUACAGCGGAAAAUGAUGGCGAAGAAGAUGGAGAUAAAUCUCCCCCUAAACUUGAACCAUCCGAUGCAUUACCUCUGCCUUCAAACUCGGAGACUAAUUCAGAACCACCAACCCUCAAACCAAUAGAACUCAAUCCAGAGCAGAGUAAGCUAUACAAACGAGUCACUUUUGAUAAUGCAUUACAUAGCGCUUCUGUUCAGGAUGAAGUAUUAAAUGGACACAGUUCAGAACAUUUACUUAAGGACAGUAAUCUCAGUGAUUCGACAGAUUCUGAAGUUGCGGAAUCCUCAGCUGAUGUAAACAGACGUACAUCUAUUCUCUUCCGCAAAUCUAAAAGUGUAAGCCCCCAAAAGCCUGCAAAGAACAAUGAAACCCAGCCAACAUCACCACAGCUAGGGACCAAAACCUUUUUGUCUGUAGUCAUCCCAAGGUUGGAAACACUCCUGCAACCAAGAAAAAGGUCAAGGAGCUCAUGUGGAGAGUCAGAGCUUGAUGACGAGUCCCCUGUAAAACGUUUGGAUACAGGCCUCCCAAAUGGCUUUGGAGAUGGAGACAAGGAGAAGACUAUUGCAGUGACUCCAGUCCGAAAGUUGGAACCUCGUAGAAGGUGUGCUUCAGAAUCCAGUAUCUCUUCAAAUAACAGCAUUUUGUGCCACUCAAAUUUUAGUUUACCAAAAUGCGGUAAAGGCAAACCUGCACUUGUGCGACGCCAUACUAUCGAAGACAGAAGCGAGCUAAUAUCUUGUAUAGAGAAUGGAAAUUACGCAAGGGCAGCAAGAAUUGCAGCAGAAGUUGGACAAACGAACAUGUGGGUGUCUGCAAGUGCAAAUUCAGCUUUCCUUGAACCUCUAAAAGUGGUCUGGGCCAAAUGUAGCGGUUAUCCUUCUUAUCCAGCAUUGAUAAUAGAUCCCAAAAUGCCACGUGUUGGUUGCAAUCAUAAUGGUGUUGCUAUACCAAUUCCACCAAUGGAUGUUUUAAAAACGGGAGAGCAGAUGCAAACCAGAGCUGAAGAAAAGCUGUUUUUGGUUCUUUUCUUUGAUACUAAAAGAAGCUGGCAGUGGCUUCCAAAGUCGAAAAUGGUCCCUCUUGGGAUAGAAGAAACCAUUGACAAAUUGAAGAUGAUGGAAGGGCGUAACUCGAGUAUUCGGAAGGCUGUCAGAGUUGCUUAUGACCGUGCUUUGAACCAUUUAAGCAGAGUUCAAGGAGAAUCCGUUAGUGACUUUAGCGAUAUUGACUGAUGAAGGUGCUACUGAGACACACCAUGCCUCAUGUACUCUUAAGCUUUAUCUCUGACCUCUUCCUCUGAAAGAAUGUACUGAAAAUACAAUUCCUAAUCUCUGAAAGUUGAAGAUAUUAUUUGUAAAGGAGCAUGAAGCUAUUGCUGCCCCUUGGAUGACUUUACUUUAUAGUUGAUUGGAGGAGCUUCCACUAAAGCAUUCUGUUUAUAGUGUUCAUAUUAUGUACAUAAUUGUAUAUUGGGAAACACCUAACUUAUUCUCACUCUGACGUAGUAAUUCCUACCAGGUGAACACCUGUUGAAACAGUUUUUUAUUUGCUGUAAAAUUAGAUGUAUAAUUGUAAUUUUUUUAAGUUUUAAAAAGGGUUGAGCCUUGGCACCACUUUACAUAAUGACAAAAUGUUUUGUAAGACUUCGCUAGAUUGGAAAAUAGCUAUGUUUAAAAUAUAUUUAAUGUACUGCUACCUAGCUUAUCCAUUUUUCAUAUUUUGACUACUGUAAUUAAGUAUUUUAAAUGAUGUAAUUACCAUUACAAAGAGUACAAUGUGCUAUUACAUGUAAACCGUUUUAUUUUACCAGGACAUUGGGAGAAUCUUUUGGCCUUAAGUUCUUAAAGCUAGAAAACAUUCAUUUUUCUUCCUUUUUAUAGAGUUCUUUUUAUUGGUGGAAAAGUGAAGCCCUGCCUUUUUAGUAGCGAGGCGUCUCUUCCCUAAUAAAAAAAAAAAA